AUCCAACCAACCUGAGGAUGUCAGAGGGAGCAGUGAGGGCUCGGGGCGCCACAGAGCCGAGGGGCUUCGUGGGAAAGGGCAGAGAGAUCCUAUGCUAACUCUGGAAGCCCGGCCUAGAGUCGCUGGGCGAGGGGGGAAUGACCUCAGCCGCCUCUUCCACGUUCCAGCCAAUCAGUCCCGCAUCUUGGCAUCCGAAUCCAGGACCCCCGAAGCCGGAGGCGACGCGAGCCAAUGAGGAGUGGGCCUGGGAAGAAGGACAGGCGAUCAGCCUAUGGGGGCGGAGAGGCCCGGCUGCGCGUAUCCAAGGAGCGACCGACUCGGGCUCGGGGGUGUGGCGCGGCGCCGGCGGGGGUGGGCGGGCGCGCCAGGCGGCAGGUGUCGGCGGCAUCGGCAUUCGGCGGCGAUGGAGCGGCCCCGGGGAGGUGCGGACUGCCUCUCGUGCUGGCCCCACGGCCUCGGCCUCGGCCUUCUACUCCUCCAGCUGCUGUGGCCGGCGACCCUGGGCCAGGACCGGCUGGACUCGCCGCCGCCGCCCGCGGCGCCGCUGUCGCGCUGGUCCGGCCCCGUCGGGGUGAGGUGGGGGCUGCGCGCGGCCGCGCCCGGGGGCCCAUUUCUCCCCGGCGGCCGUUGGCGCCGCAGCGCGCCCGCCGAGGACGAGGACUGCGGCCGGGUCCGGGACUUCGUCUCCAGGCUGGCCAACAACACCCACCAGCAUGUGUUUGAUGAUCUCAGUGGCUCAGUAUCCCUGUCGUGGGUUGGAGAUAGCACUGGGAUCAUUCUAGUCUUGACUACCUUCCAUGUACCUCUGGUAAUUAUGACUUUUGGACAGUCCAAGCUGUAUCGAAGUGAGGACUAUGGAAAGAACUUUAAGGAUAUUACAAGUCUGAUCAAUAACACCUUCAUUCGGACUGAAUUUGGCAUGGCUAUUGGUCCUGAGAAUUCUGGAAAGGUGAUUUUAACAGCAGAGGUGUCUGGAGGAAGUCAUGGAGGAAGAAUCUUCAGAUCAUCAGAUUUUGCAAAGAACUUUGUUCAGACCAAUCUCCCGUUUCAUCCUCUGACUCAGAUGAUGUAUAGCCCUCAGAAUUCCGAUUAUCUUCUAGCACUCAGCACUGAAAAUGGCCUGUGGGUGUCCAAGAAUUUUGGGGGAAAAUGGGAAGAAAUCCACAAAGCAGUAUGUUUGGCCAAAUGGGGAUCAGAAAACACCAUCUUCUUUACCACCUAUGUGAAUGGCUCCUGCAAAGCUGACCUUGGGGCACUGGAAUUAUGGAGAACUUCAGACUUGGGGAAAAGCUUCAAAACAAUUGGUGUGAAAAUCUACUCCUUUGGUCUUGGGGGACGUUUCCUUUUUGCCUCUGUGAUGGCCAAUAAGGAUACAACAAGAAGGAUUCAUGUGUCAACAGAUCAAGGGGACACAUGGAGCAUGGCCCAACUCCCCUCUGUGGGGCAGGAACAAUUCUAUUCUAUUCUAGCAGCUAAUGAAGACAUGGUGUUCAUGCAUGUAGAUGAACCUGGAGAUACUGGCUUUGGCACAAUCUUUACCUCAGAUGAUCGAGGCAUUGUGUAUUCCAAGUCAUUGGACCGACAUCUCUACACCACCACAGGUGGCGAGACAGACUUUACCAAUGUAACCUCCCUCCGUGGGGUCUACAUGACAAGUGUGCUCUCAGAAGAUAAUUCUAUCCAGACUAUGAUCACUUUUGACCAAGGAGGAAGAUGGAAGCACCUUAGGAAGCCUGAAAAAAGUGAAUGCGAUGCUACAGCAAAAAAUAAGAAUGAGUGCAGCCUUCAUAUUCAUGCUUCCUACAGCAUCUCCCAGAAGCUCAAUGUUCCAGCGGCCCCACUCUCUGAGCCUAAUGCCGUUGGCAUAGUCAUUGCCCAUGGUAGCGUGGGGGAUGCCAUCUCAGUGAUGAUCCCGGAUGUGUACAUCUCAGAUGACGGGGGUUACUCCUGGGCGAAGAUGCUAGAAGGACCUCACUAUUACACCAUCCUGGAUUCCGGAGGCAUCAUUGUGGCCAUUGAGCACAGCAGCCAUCCUAUCAAUGUGAUUAAGUUCUCCACAGACGAAGGUCAGUGCUGGCAAACCUAUAUGUUCAGCAGGGAGCCCAUCUACUUCACCGGCCUAGCUUCAGAACCUGGAGCUAGGUCCAUGAAUAUCAGUAUUUGGGGCUUCACAGAAUCUUUCCUGACUCGCCAGUGGGUCUCCUACACCAUUGAUUUUAAAGAUAUCCUUGAAAGGAAUUGUGAAGAGAAAGACUAUACCAUAUGGCUGGCUCACUCCACAGAUCCUGGAGAUUAUGGAGAUGGCUGCAUUUUAGGCUAUAAAGAACAGUACCUACGGCUACGCAAGUCAUCCGUCUGUCAGAAUGGUCGGGACUAUGUUGUGACCAAGCAGCCAUCCGUCUGUCUCUGCUCCCUGGAGGACUUCCUCUGUGAUUUUGGCUACUUCCGUCCAGAAAAUGACUCCAAUUGUGUGGAGCAACCAGAGCUGAAGGGUCAUGACCUAGAGUUUUGUCUGCAUGGAAGAGAAGAGCACCUUACGACGAGUGGGUACCGGAAAAUUCCAGGAGACAGAUGCCAAGGCGGCGUGAAUCCAGUUCGAGAAGUUAAAGACUUGAAAAAGAAAUGCACAAGCAACUUUUUGAGUCCAGAAAAGCAGGACUUCCGCCCACAGGGACACAACUUGUCCCAGAAUCCAGCUCCGCCUCCUCUUGGAUACAUUGAAAACACACACUCCCUAUCUCCCACCCAGAAGCAGAAUUCCAAGUCAAAUUCUGUUCCAAUUAUCCUGGCCACUGUGGGAUUGAUGCUGGUUACAGUCGUAGCAGGAGUGCUUAUUGUGAAGAAAUACGUCUGUGGGGGAAGGUUCCUGGUGCACCGAUAUUCCGUGCUACAGCAGCACGCAGAGGCCAAUGGUGUGGACGGUGGGGAUGGUCUGCACACAGCCUCUCACACUAAUAAAAGUGGUUAUCAUGACGACUCAGAUGAGGACCUCUUGGAAUAGCUCCUCCAGGGAGCUGGGACUGAGCAUGGAUGAUGGAACUGCCAUACCUCUUACACUCCCUGUGGCUCCAACUUGGGGAAAUAAAUUUCCCACUGCAAGGGACCCAGCUCUGUUUCAGCUGCUUCCAUCAAAGCCAAAAGGACCUACACAAAAGAAAUGUGAGGGUGGGGUGGGGAACUCUAGACACUCUUAACAAUUUGCUCUGAAAAGAGGGGAUAUUUAAAUUCUUUAACUUUUAAUUUCAAGUUCUGUCUUUUUGCAAAGUAUGGGCUCUUUUUGUUUGGGUUUUGUUUUUUUAAGGGAACUGAAAUGGGAUUUGAAAAGAACUCUGUAACCGCACUGCUGCAUGUUUUGCAUGGCGCCUGCCUCAGGGCAUCUGCCACCCCAGCAUCAGCUCCUACACGUGCUUGCUGCUGCCCCCGGGCUCUGCUGGCAGCAGGCAAGGCUGCAGGGGUGAACGGAGAGGCUGCAGUGGCUGGCACGACCGGGCAGCCUCUCUCUCUCUGGAGGCAGCUCUGCUCCCAGAGCAGUGCAUGUGAGCUCCUCACAUAGAUCUCUGCUUUUAUUUUGUUCUGUUUCAGGGGCCCAUAGACCACAGUGAUUUUUCUUUUCCCCUGUUUAAUUAGACAAUACCCUUGUUGAUUGCCCUUUGGCAACUGACUUAACCGUGGGCUUCCAAGACACUAAACCAGGAAAACUUAAUGGGCAACAUUUUUAACUUGAGGCAGGAAGAAGGGAGCAUUAGAGAAUUUAAAAGAUUUAGCACCUAUUAAGGAGAAAUUCAUGCUUCUGAGGUCUUUCAAGCCAUGCUUUGUGUGUGUGCCAGUGGCCUUGCUCAAGGACAGGGUUCAGGCUUGCCCCGGGUAUCUGCCCGGGCCUAGUGGCCUCCUCACUAGAGCUGAGGGUGCAGCCCCUGAGACAGAGCAUCACCGUCACCCAUGUCCCUGUCUGCCUGUUAUAUGAAGCGCUGGUGAAUCACUAGAAUGGCUGCUUACCUGCUGCUGCUUAGGUUGCUGUUGUACAUGGAGCCGGGAUUAGACAUGUUUCAGAUUUAUAGGCUGUUUUUUAAAAAUCAGAAUUUUAUUACCAGGUUCUCAGCCUCACCCCUUUCCCCAGCUUUGCCAAGGAAUUUGUUGGCAUGAAACUUUUGGCUGUGAAAAAGUGAAAAUGUACUUCCAAUAUAGAUCAUGUUUUGUGUGAUAUAUUAAGUUCAUAUUUUAAGUUUAAGAAGUUUUCCAUUUGACAUUUUUUUCAAAUUAAAUAAAUUAUAGAAUGUAGUAAGAUGGAUUUUGGGGUGACCAUAUAGUAAUGGAAAGCUGCGAUAAUUAGUUUUACUACAGCUUGAAUAUUUGCUAACAUUAAUACAGUAUGUUUUCAGUCAGCAUACCUAACUGUGCUGGUCACAGUGUCUACCAUUAAGUAUGAUUGGGACACUCUCUGAUAACUUCCAUUUAGCCAGCUGCUAGUCCAUUUUGUGGCUAGAAAAUCAGUAAAAAGUUAUCAUGCCAAAUUAACUUUUGUCAGAAUGAGCAGCAAGCAGAUGGCUAAAUUCUUUCCUCACCAGAAUGGAUCAACAACAGCAGGGAAAGUGGGGGAGGGAGUAAAUGGAGAAUUUUAGGAACUUUGAAACUACAGUAAAAUUAAAUGAGUCAGGGAGCUUCAGUUAGAAAAUGAAGUUCAAGCAGUUUUUGUUAAGAGAAUAUUUGUUAGAGAGCACUGGUCUUUUAGGUAAAGCUCAUUUUGUGUGAUUUUUUAAAUAAUUCCAAAGAUAAACCAGCUCACACAGAGUAUCAGGUCUUGUCCUGGACACCCUUACCUCCUGCCCAAAGUGAAUUUGGUACCCAGAAAAGACCUAGUUACACCAUACACCUUUUUUACCAGCAAAUACCCACUGGGGUACAUGGGCUGAUACAUGGUAAUUCUCUGGUUAGUUUUAAGAUGUAGGAAAGUUAAUAUUCUUCUCUAACCAUAUAAGAUACAGGGCUCUUCGCUUAUAAUGGUAUCUGGGAUUUCUGUAGAACUUGACAAUUUUCAGAGCACUUUCACUUACAUUAUGUCAUUUGAGCUUCACAACAUUCUUGUGAAAGUCUAAAAAAGGGGUUGUAAAUCCCCAUUUUUUUAGGAGAUGGAGCAGAGGUACAGAAAUUGAGUAAAUUGUCCAGGGUGUCUCUGUAUGUUACAAGAAUGCCAGUUGAUUGUCUUCAGAACUUAAAUAUUUUUAUGCAUGCAAGUGCUGAAUAUUUGGAACAGGGCUUCCUUCUUGCAGGUGACUUGCUGUUCUUUAGGAUAGGAAUCAGUGGCAUUUCUGUCAUGGCAGUAUUUUUAGCGUCUUUUGCCACCUUGGUAAACAGGAAAUUUUAUUCUUCUGUUUCUCAUGGCUGAAAACAAGAGUAAUGGUAGUUUUGAAUAUGUGUUUUAGGAACUGCCCCUCACCUCUUUGAGGGUCACUGUGCAAGAGCGCAGGAAUGGAAUCUCCAUCAGUGAAUCUCCCUUCUGUGUCCUUGUUUUCCCAUCCCUGGCUGGCAAGCUAGCUAGCUCAGCUGUUUUGAGGACUGCUAAGAAACCUGGUUCAUUCCCUUUAUUGGCUAGUUAAUUUCUACAUCAGCCUGCUUAUUCACAACUGUAUGCCCUCAGAGUAAAACAGCUUAAAUCCAUGAUAGUUUCUAAGAAAAAGAUCUCUAAUUUGUUCCACUGAGGUUAGAGGCAUUAUCUUUGAAAGUAAAGCAUAGUAUGUCACUGUGUAAAGUCUCAGGCUUGAUGCAAGCAGAAGAGAUUAUUUCUGGAGUUUCAGCAGUAGGACUUAGCAUGGUAUUAUAGGUUGGACAUAUCAGACUGUCCAAGUGGUCUGACUCUUAAAUCCAGGUGGAGAACUCCCCAUCCUUCCUGCUCUGUAGAUAGGAGUCUUGGAUCUAAAGGGUCUUUUUAGUGAGACCAGAGACCAGGGAUGCAUACACAUUGGCUGUUAAUUGAGUGGGAACACCACUUAGAAGAAUAAGUAUUUGGAGGGCUGUGGCAGUUCUAGGCUGGACUCAGGAGAUUCAAUAGAUUUGCUAUAACUGAAACUUAGAAUUUGCCCUCUGCUUUGAAUAGGCUUUCAAUAUGUGUCUCUCUCACUCUUAGGUUUGCCUCUGGGCCUCUCCAUGCCCAAGCUGGCAUUUCAUCCCUCACAGAUUAAUAAUGUGCUGACCACCUCCGGCCAAUGCAUUUGGUUCUUUAAACCACAGCUGGUUCUUUUCAUGACCUUCAUCACGAUAACAGGAUACAAAGGAGUGUGGGGCUGUCCACACCCACCCCAGGUGGCAGGUGGCCUGGCUUCAGUCAUUUAUUUUCCAGACAAUUCACACAGGUAGACAGAUUCUCUGUCCUUUUAGGAGAGCUCUAAAGACCCUUGCCCUGAUAUGCAGUGGCUACAGUGUCAUCCUGCUCAUUGCUGACACAGCCCUUAACCACAUGUGAAACCUGCAUACUUGCAACUGCUAAACAGGAGAGAUCCACUUUCUAAUGUUGCUACUACCUUCUCUUAAGCAGAAAAACAACAUGGACUUAAAUGUCCUUUGAACAAAACCAAAGUUUAAGAUUGGCUGCCUGAUGGAGUGAAGGGCACUCAGCAGGUGCUAGAAUUUCUAUUGCAUCAGCCGCUGACUGUCCAGCUCAGCAGCUCUGGGAGCCCGGUCCUGCCCCAGCAGAGCCUGGUCUGGCCUCAUGGAGAAGAACUGAAAGAGCAGGAGCAUGUUCAUUUCUUGGCUGUCGCACUAGAACAGUAAGAAUCAGAACAUUAAUUUGAAAUUGUCUUCAGUAACUUGCCAAAUGAAUUUUUUCACACCAGUACAUUCUUAAGCACCCUUGUUUAUAUGGAAUAACAUGAACUAAUCUGUACCUUUAUUAUAUAUAUGUGUGUGUACAUAUAUACAUGUAUAAACUGUAUAGUGUACAUGUUAAUGAUUUGCUGAUAUGUCCCAAAUCUUUAAUGCAGUUCUCAUCCUCCGCAUGACCUCAGUUUGACUUGAAUGAUCCCUGAUGAUUCUGCCCACCUCCUGUGUUUAGACAUCUAGGGAGGGAGGGUUUUGGUCAUGCCCUCAUCAUACUUGUGCACAGAAAUGCUCAGGGUCCCUAUGUGCCUGUUGUUCUACCCUCUCUUGUCUCUUGUUACCUUUCCUAGCAUGUGGUCCCUCCCUGUUCUAUAACUUCUCUGUCCCCUCCCCAAGCUGUGAUACGGCUGCAUUCUUACUGAAGUGUAAAGCAGUAUUAAGAUCACUACUGCAUGUGCGCUAAAAACCCAAGUUUUGCUAUUCCAUUUAAACAAAAAAUUGCAUGUGAGGUGGGAUAAUCAAUCAAGUUUCAGUGACCCAUAUCAGGAACACAACAAAGCCAGACCCCAUAAUAAAAUUCCACAAAAUGGAAAUGAAACUCAAAUUUCUUUAGCAUUGUGUAAAUAAAUCUGGAUGUGUUUAACUUUGUACUGGUAAUUUUCUGUAUAUUUGCAAUAUUUGGGUUAGAAAUAAAACAGACUGAACUUUGUUACCAGA
This is a messenger RNA of Manis pentadactyla (Chinese pangolin), 7527 nucleotides long. It is a transcript of the gene SORT1, whose product is annotated as sortilin 1. Gene Ontology annotation, cellular component: membrane; Golgi apparatus. The record is from RefSeq and is a predicted model, not a curated record. The transcript is spliced from 21 exons. Bases 272 to 3001 code for a protein of 909 amino acids. Gene Ontology annotation, biological process: vesicle organization; endocytosis; Golgi to endosome transport. NCBI's taxonomy places the organism in Eukaryota, Metazoa, Chordata, Mammalia, Pholidota, Manidae. Gene Ontology annotation, molecular function: protein binding.